AUGCCUCUGGCAGUGAUGGAUAUGGAGAGAUCAGAAUUCAGAGGAGAAGUCCUAAGUACUCACUUGUAUGAAUUCUUCACUUUACAAGUUCGGUUUCUCGCCGUGAUUUUCUCAGGAACUGCAGAUUCCGAUCAAUUUCUUGGGAAACUGAGAAUGGAAGGUCGCCGGAGAAUGACUCUUUAUGAUCAAAUGUCUGCCGUCGACGGCCGCCGAGACUCGCUUGCGGGCUCGACCCUCGAAGCCGUGAUGGCAAGCCACAAGAUAGCCUCCGAGUCGAGCCGCCGCCAGUUCAGCGGCAGCCGAACCCUCUCUGACAUCAUUCGAGAAGACAAUUCCAACACGAAGGACAAGAAAUCUUGGAAAAUCUUCAAAGACAAGCUCUGGCUCAAGCGCGCCGGAUCUGCUUGGUUCUCCACAAUCAACAUCCCGGCCUUGGAUAUCUCUAUCCCUAACCGGAAUAACAACAACUCCGACGCCCCGUCAACAAGUAACCCACCUGACUUCUCAGGUCAGAUCUUAGCCAGAGCUCGAUCUUCCCUCAACGACGUCUUCUCCAGCGAGUCGAGGCCCCAAACCUCGCGCUCCGAUUCCUUCCGUCGAGACGGCACGGUAACUUUCCGGGACUGCCUAGACAGCGACGGCGACGGAUCCGAGUGCGACGACUGGGAUCCCGCGCGUGAAGGCACGCGCCGCCUAUCAACAAUUCUAUCAGAGGAGAGGGCAUUGUCUGCGAGAGAAGCUGAGACAGCCGCCGCGGCAUCUUCGGCGGCGGUGGCGGCACAGGGGGUAGACGAGCCGGUGAGGAUGUCGCUGACGCUGAUGGAUUUACUGGAGGAGACAGAUAGGCAAAUGGGGUUUGAUGCAUCACGAUACAGAACAGGAUACGAAGAUGACGACGAAGAAGUAUAUCAGAGGAUAAAAAUGGUGGAAAAGGAAGAAGAAGAAGAAGCUGAAGAAGAAGAGGAAGAAGAAAGCAAACGAUGGAGCAUACAGGAAAAUUGUUGUGUGUGUAUGGUGAGGCACAAAGGAGCAGCGUUUAUACCAUGUGGACACACAUUUUGCAGGCAGUGUUCGAGGGAGCUUUGGGUGAGCAGAGGCCACUGUCCACUCUGCAACAAUGUUAUUCUGGAGAUUCUUGACUUGUUCUGAUUCAUUCAUCUUUCAUCUCCGUUUUUGAGCUAUCUGAAUGUUCCUCAUUCCAUAUAUUUCUUUUCCGUUUCUGUUUCUAUUUUUACGUUCCCCUCCCUUGUAAAGUGGAGUUUGAGGUAUGAAUUAAAAAAGAUAAAGUGUGGAUGAUGAUGAAA
Neltuma alba is the source of this 1304-nucleotide messenger RNA. RefSeq lists its product as uncharacterized. The record is from RefSeq and is a predicted model, not a curated record. The transcript has 2 exons. Bases 1 to 1149 code for a protein of 382 amino acids. Lineage: Eukaryota; Viridiplantae; Streptophyta; Magnoliopsida; Fabales; Fabaceae.